Molecule: messenger RNA, 5277 nt
Organism: Tigriopus californicus
Lineage: Eukaryota; Metazoa; Arthropoda; Copepoda; Harpacticoida; Harpacticidae
Product: endothelin-converting enzyme homolog
Exons: 12
Coding region: 505-3276 (923 amino acids)
Biological process (GO): protein processing
Cellular component (GO): plasma membrane
Molecular function (GO): metalloendopeptidase activity
Source: RefSeq, a predicted model, not a curated record
UGAGGUCUUCGAAAUGUGGCUUUGCAUGAUGCUUUCUUUAACAACUUGGCGUUUGAAUGAAUUUUUCAUAGCAUUCAUGGAAAUACAAAAACUCAUUUACAAAAUGCAACCCAUUAUAGUGCCUUGUUCUUCCAUUGAAGGGCUAUACCAGCGUAUCUGGUUUUGAGGGAGCAAUGUAAAGCUGGAGAAAGGCUCGUAUGUCGAGACGGGCCACAUUUUUGGCUAAGACGAUGACAAGGGCUGAAAGCCAAACGCUGCUUUCCUUCUACAUCCCACUUUCUCUUGAUUUUUCGUUCAUUUGAUCUAAAAGAAAGCUGGAACAAUAACUAAGCGAAGCGAAACGAAGAAAAUGUUGGGAUAUUACAAUUUCUUAGAUACGCAUGAAAUUGAUUUAAAGUGUGGUGAGCUAGGUGAAAUUGAAAGGUGUUCCUUUUCUAUAAAGUCUUGCUGGACUUUCUUCCAACGAAAAUCGUAGUCGUGAGUGUCUCAUUUCGAGCAGGCGCCAUGUCGAGCACUUGCCAGCAUAACUUGUACAUAUGUCAUUGUACGCCGAGUAGCAAUGACCCAUCGCCGAUACAUCCAAAUUCGUCGAGGGGAACAAGAUACUCUCUGGCCUCUCUUGGAGCAUCGUCUUCUUCCAACGGCGUGAUUACCUCGUGCAGCACAAUCGCUCCCCUGUACUUGACAUCAGCUGCAGUGACUACAAUGACAUCUCCGUCUUUGAGAAAUCAUUAUCAACGUGAAAAGUCUACUUCCCUGUCUUCCUUGUCGCCAGACAGGAAUGUUUUGGCUCAUGAUGUUGGAUACAAUACGAUUCCUCGUGUCAUAGUUAAUGCCAAUGGCCAUGUUAGAAUGACUUCAAACUUGGGAGCUUCGAGCAUAAUUCUUUCUGGAACUGGAGAACAAAUUCGUUUUAGCCCCUCAGUGUCCGAAAAAUACAUCAAAUAUCAAAAGUUUUGGCCAGUAGCGGAUUCCUCCAAUACAGAUGGAACAUCGCGGGGUUGUCUGGAAAGGAUCGUCUUUGUUCUUCUUACAAUGGUUCUAGUUAUAAUUUUUCUUGUCGCUGCAUUAGUUUUCCUCUACCUGGGAUCGAAUGGUACGGACUCGUAUUCGAUCGUGUUCAGUGGAGACCCAACUGGUCAAAGCGAGGUUGUCUCUGACGCUAGCAACAAAAAUGGAUUUGGACGUGUUCAAGAAGAAACAAACUCCGCUGGCGGGUUCAGUAUCAAAACUGAAAAUUAUGGGAUUGAUGUCGUUAGGGUACGAAACCACGAGGGAAAGCCAUUACCGGGGGAAACUUCACCUAACUCUAAGAGAGUCUGCAUAAGUCAAGAGUGCUCAAAAAUCAGUAGAAAUAUACUGCAGAAUAUCAACCCUGAGAAAGACCCCUGCGCCAGUUUCUAUAACUUUGCGUGUGGAGGUUGGAUGACCAAAAACCAGCCUCCUCCCAGAAGAAUGGCUCAUUCGGUGAUGUCUCAAGCAAGAGACCACGUCGAUGUCUCACUCAGAGGUUUACAAAAAUGUCAAACAACGCUUCAACUCCUUUUUUAUGUCCCAUUUUCAUUUUCAGAUUUAAUAGAGCAAAUCAUUCCGGAAUCGUCAGACACUGUAGAUUCAAAGCUCCGAACUUUCUAUGAUAGUUGCAUGGACGUGGAUAGCAUUCGGUCGAAAGGAUCAGUUCCAGCCUUGGAUUUCUUGCAUCAAAAGUUUGGCAAAUUUAUUGUGAAUCAUGAUAUCAGCCUAAAUAAAGCUGUUUGGAAACAAGCAGAGGGUCAUGGUUCUGAAACUAACCGCAGAUAUCUCACAGAACUUGUGCUAAACCUAUUAAAAGUGAACGGAACACCUCUUUUAGAUAUCAGUUUAGACUUGGCUCCAAGAAAUUCCUCCAGCUAUAUCAGUGUGGUGAGAGUGCCACAACGUUCUGGUCUUUUACCGAGGUUGGUUCGUUCUAGAAAGGAAAUGGCAUUAUUCAAUCGAUGGAUGCGGAAGCGAAAAAAACGCAAUAGUCGGAUGAGAAGAAGUGCCAGGUCUGCACGAGCGGAUUUUGCAGCUUUACCCCUCGAACAUAAAGUUGUCCAACGGCAAGAAAUAUUCAAAUCAUUUCAGAAUGCUCUAAAUGCCCAAAGAACGAAUAGUCUUAUAAAAACAGCUGAGGCCAUGGGGCUUUUAGACCAAUCAUCGGAAGAUGCCAAACAGUCAGAAAUUGCGGAAAUCCUUGGUUUUCUUACAGCUUUGGAAAAGGUGAUUCCCACGGAAAAAGAAUUGAAGAAGAGUUUGCUGAAAAAUGCCAUCUACAAUGAAUAUACAGUGCGGGAAUUGGAGAUCUCUUUUAAAUUUAUCAAUUGGAAAAUGCUUCUAUCUGGAUUAUUUCCUCAUGACCCCUCGUCGCAUGAUUUAGUGAUUGUGCACGAUCCAACCUAUAUUCGAAAAAUAGGGAGAAUAAUUUCCCUCUUCGACCCAAGAGUCAUUUGGAAGAGUCUUCUUACUCUUUACUCUAAGGAUGUCCUUAGUGACAUCAUCACUGUUCAUCAUGGCCAAGCAAGAUGGCAAUAUUGCACCCAAGUUACUUCAAUGGUAUUUGGAGAAGCACUUUCCAGGCUAUUUUUACAAUCGGUAGCAGCCGAUAAAGAAAGGGAAAUUCUUUUGAAAGAGAUACAAAGUUUAUUUGACCUUAUUCGGAGUCACGUAUUAAAUGCAAUAAAUGGAACGUCAUGGUUACAUUCACAUAUGAAAGAACUUGCUAUGAUGAAGAUAUCCAAAUUAGAAGGACAAUUUGUGGGAUCGGAAAUGUACCUCAAUGAGACGUUUCUCCAUUCACGAUACGACAAGCUUGACAUGUCAUCAGACUACUUUUCAAAUGUAAUUGGAAUGUUCAAGCACUUCAGAAAAAAUAUUUAUAACUUUCUACAAGAGCCAGUUGACCGGGAAACUUACACAUGGAAUCUGAUAUCUUUCCCUUUCACAGUUAAUGCAUUCCAUUUACAACAAUUAAACAGUAUUGUUAUUCCAUUAGGGUUACUUCAAGAAUCCCAUUUUACUCGCAACGUGCCACAGUACCUGAACUUAGCUUCCUUAGGUUUGACAAUGGCUCAUGAAAUUCUCCAUGCAUUGGACAACACUGGAAGAGACUUUAAUUCGGGUGGAUCGUUGCAUCAUUGGUGGGACCCGAAAGCACAAAGAGCUUUUCAAAACAUUUCAAAAUGUUUUAUCGAACAAUAUGAACAACACUUUCGAAGACCUAUUAAGAUUGAUGCCAGGAGUAUACUCUUAGAGUGAACCAAGAGUGGAUUCGAUCCAAGUCCUUUGCAAGGCUACUGGAAUCUUGCCCAUUCCUACCACAAACUAUCUUCGUAUCGUCAGCUUAAGAAGCGCCCGGAAUCUGUGCUGGCUAGGAGGAAGGACUUCAUGAAUAUCAAGAAAUUCACCAAGUUUGAAGUUCAUGAUCUCUUCAAAUACCUUCGCAAUAUUUGAAGUGAGAGAUAUCGGCCUAAAGUUAUUGGGGAGCGACUUAUCUCCCCCUUUAAAAAUUGGAACAACACGAACUAACUUCAGAGAGGAUGGAAACUUGCCCUAAUUAAAGAUGCAACAUCAAGUGCGAGAAAACAGGAGCAAGAACCUGUCACAUCAGAGGGUCUUAAGUCUCUGAGGGCCUCUAAGGAAUCUUGAUCUGUGGAUACAGUAUCAUCUAAAUGCUCAAUUUGACUAGCCUCGUCAUUAGAGCGAUGAGCUCUUACUCCUAAACUCAGUGAGGUUGAAAACAAACAAGAUAACUGCGCCCAGUUUUUUAAAGCGAAGGAGGGAAUCUCAGAUCGAGAUAAGAACGCGCAAUAAUACUAUAUAAGUUGGAUCUUUUUUCGAUCUAAGAUUCACGCAUUCGUUAUAACAAACCAGGCUCUAGUCAUCAAGCAUGUUAGCCAUAACCUCUACAUUGCCUAUGGCUUCAGCCUCGACCUCAAAGAGCCCAUCAGGGUGCUUCGUCUUUCUUUUAGAGUUUACAUAAAACAAAAAUGCUUUCCGGUUCGACCUGACCUCCUGAACUAUCAGUUAAUAAGUGGUCAUUUACGUUAGAUGCCGUAAUGUUACCCUGAAUUACGUCCAACUUUUUUGGAAACUAGCCACGACUACUGGAUUCAAAUUGCUCUGGAGCCUUGCAUGGAGCAAUAAGAUAUUGCUCAUAAAUUCUAUGGAAUUGGAAACAGACAGGAGAACUGAUUUCCAAGUAUGUCACAUUGCCUAUGGCUUCACCCUCGACCUCAAGGGGACCUACAGGGUGUUUCAUCUUUCCCUCCUGAACUACCUUACUCUCCUGUUUGAAUUGGUCAUUCUUAAUGGAGGCAUUAAUCUCUUAAUCUUGCCUUGAAUCAAGUUCAACUUUCUUUGGAGACUAGCCACAACUAUUGGAUUCAAGUUGUUCUGAAGUCUUUUUGCUACUUUACAUCUCUUUUUGAACAAAAUCUGUUUGUUUUUUGGAAGCUUUUUCCGUAUCGUACCUUAGCCAGGCCGACAUUCUAAAUCUGAUAUACCUAAAAAACUGUCCAAACCAUUUUUUACGUAUGUGGUCGUACUUUAAAAAGGCAAACAUCUUAAAGUAAGGAUCUUAAGAAUGAAAUAACAGGUAACAUGCCAAAUCGUGAAUGGAUAUUCGACCCAAACCAAUCUCAGUCACACUGACAUUUUUGGGGGUAACAUAAAACGAAUGCGAGGUCACAUUUUUCUAAAAGUAAACCAAUGAUAAAUAAAACCAUUUUAAUCAGGGUGAGAGCAUAUUGAUCAAGAGACCUUGAAAAGAAAAGAUCAAGCUUAUUUUUGUUUUCAAGUCCAAUGAAACUGUACGUGAAAAUGAACUACUUUCCCAAGAUUCAGCUUUUUCUUUUUUUUUCUUCAUCACCAUCUAUCAAAAUGGACAGCCUUGAUCAUUAAAAAGUUUCUUUGUUAUCAUUAUCUUUAUCACAAAAAAAGAAGAAACGCAAUGAUUAAAAUGUCAUAUCACCUUGAACUCAAGCACACUCUCCAGGUUAAAACUAUCAACAUGUUGAACACCCAAAAGAAUUUCGAAGUAUCUCUAAACCCAUGUGUCAGUGUCAAAAAGUUAUGGCAUUCUUUCACGUUUGUACGCGUAAAAAACUGUUGAUUGGUUAGUGCAAGCACCCUUUAAGACAUACUGCAUAAAACUGGUUUGUCUAAGUGGUCCGAAUAAUUCUUUUUCGUGUCGAUGGAGAAAGUUAAGAAAAUAAUUCACUUCUUAAUUAUGUUCAAGUCUUGCCGCACAAUUGUUUU